AUGCGGCGAGAGAUGGAAAGUCUCAGGAGGGAGGUAGCGGAGAUGGUUACUCCGGUGGCUAUAUGUCCCCCCUCUCCGCCUCGUCCGACGGAGCCCGAGCCGACGCCACCAAGGAAGAGGAGGGCAAGUCAAUGCUCUUCCCCGAUAGAGGAAGAGCAAUUGAAGAGGAGGGCGACGGAGGCAGAGGCGAUUACCCUGCCGACGCCACACGAACCCUGCCCCGAAGAGGAUCCAGUCCUGCCAGAGGAGGUAGGACAAAGAGAAGAGGAGUCGCCAAGGAACAACGAGGUGGCACAGCUCACCAGCUUGGUCACCAGCUUGGCGGCGAUGGUGAGGGACCUCACCGAAGAGGUCCGUGGAAAGAAAGGCCAGGAGGCCACACGUCCACGCGAGGCCCCUUCCCAGGGGAGAAGAGAACAGCGGAGGGAUGGUACACCAGCGCCACCUCUGCCAAGGCCGCAGCAAGAGCGGCCGAAGACGUCUACGGCACCCGCCCCGGAGACCUGGGCAAACGUUGUUGGUCGUAAGGCCAAGCGGGUGCAGAAGAAGCAGGCGGUGGCAACAGCGAGUGAAGCUGCACCACCCGCAGCGGCGACAACACGGCUUAACCAAAAGCCAAAGCCGCAGAGGAAGAAGCCCGCGCCGAAGAAAAAGGCGCAAGUGCCAAAGGCCCAUGAAAUGGCGGCUCUCACCCUUACCAUCCCUAAGGGUGGGAAGACCACAUAUUCAGAGGCAAUGAGGAAAGCGGUGGAGACAGUCCCCUCCACCGAAAUCCAGCAGCUAGGCAUCACCGAAUUCAAGGUGAAGAAGUCGGCCACCGGGGGCAUGAUCCUGCGUGUUCCAGGCCCCGAUGGACACCAGAAGGUUGCGGAACUAGUCCGUCGAUUGCAGCCAGCAUUCGAGGGGGGUCAGAGGUGCGGUUUCGCUAGCCCACGAGGACCAUUGAAAUGCGCGUCCUCGGACUCGACGACGCCGCGACGGAGGAUGAGGUCAAGGCCGCACUGGCCGGGAUUGGAAAGUGCCCACCUGAGAACAUACAGGUUGGGCAGAUCAAGAGGACACCCAGGAGCCUGGGGACCCUCUGGUUGA
This is a messenger RNA of Megachile rotundata (alfalfa leafcutting bee), 1089 nucleotides long. RefSeq names its product proteoglycan 4-like. The record is from RefSeq and is a predicted model, not a curated record. NCBI's taxonomy places the organism in Eukaryota, Metazoa, Arthropoda, Insecta, Hymenoptera, Megachilidae.